This is a messenger RNA of Scutellospora calospora, 1788 nucleotides long. NCBI's taxonomy places the organism in Eukaryota, Fungi, Glomeromycota, Glomeromycetes, Diversisporales, Gigasporaceae. The record is from the annotation of a GenBank genome assembly.
AUGUCAAAGAGUGAUAAAGAUAAAGAUGGAGAGUGUUUAAAUAAUAAAAUUGCAGAUAUGGCGGGUGAAUUUUAUGAAGUAGUAAGCUUGACAGCAAUUCCAUUCUCUAAAUUUGUACCAAUUAUAAGUGAUAUAAUUAGUGUUACCGAUGAAAUCACACUAAUAUAUCAGUCAGCAGAACAUAAUAAACGUAUAAGUCGAGCAUUAAUUGAUAGACUUGCGGCAGUUGAAUCAGCAGUUCGUUUAUUAAAAAUUGAUAAAGAUGAUAAUAAAGAAUUUUUUAAUCAAGAAAAUUUCGUAGUUAUGCAAAAGCUUUCGGAUAAUAUACAUAAAACGAAAAAAUUUAUUGGUGAGGUAACACAACUAAAAGGACUGUCGAAAUAUAUUCAAGCUAAAUCUAUCAAGACUGCUUUCUUUGAUUUAACAUCAGAAUUUGAUAGUUAUAUUAACACAUUAAAUUUUGUUAUGAACGUUGACAAGAAACUCCGUGAAGAACGAGAAAAAGAGAUCAUACGUGGUAUCACUGAUGUGGAUAAAAAUAUAAGUAAAACUGUCAAAGAAAUAAGUGAUAUUAAGAAACUCAUUUUGGAAUCAAAAAUUAAUAAAAAUAAAAUACAAGAAGCAAUUGAGAUGCAAUAUAAGCCACUUAAACUUGCUGAUUUUAGAGAAACUGAUGAAAUUCGCUUAAAAAAAGUCAGAAAAUAUAUUCGUCUGAUUAAUGAUGAAGCUGUUGCUUUUAAACUCGUAGCUGAUGAAACAGAUAAUGCAGCGUUUAAGAAUGAUAUAAAUAUUCGUCCAGAUAAUAUUUUUAUAAUGGCAAAUGAAACUGCCAAAAUUGCCAACUUUUCAUUUAGUAGACACUUUAGCGAUGAGACAAGAAGAUUAGCCGUUUCAUUACAAACUGUUCGUUACGCUGCUCCUGAAAUGUUAUACAGAAAUACUAACAAAUAUAAUACUAAAUGUGAAGUUUAUAGUUUUGGCAUCCUUUUAUGGGAGUUAGCUGAGCAAAAGAUUCCAUAUAAAAAUCUUGAUGACAUUAUGGAAAUUAAAAAUCGUGUAGAUAAGGAAAAAUAUCGAGAACCAUUUACAAAUUAUUCUAAUUUACCGAAAGAUUAUAAGGAAAUUGCCAAGAAAGCUGUUGGUCCUGAUCCCGAUUUUAGACCAACUAUAACAGAAAUGUUCAAAGCACUUGAAACACUUCAAGAUAAUUUUCGUUCACUUAGACCAAUAACUCCUAUUCCCUAUGAAUCCCCCCGUGAAUCUCAAGAAAUUCCUCUAAUUGAGGAUGAUGAUAAUAUUAAGGUUACUGAGGUUAUUAACUUUGCCGAAUUUAAUUAUAUGACAAUGAAAGAAGCAACUUUAGCUCAUCGAAAUUUAAAAGCAAAAUACUUUGUUGGAUAUUACUUAUUUAAAAAAUUUGUAAAUACUUCUGAUAUUGAUGAUAAAGAGAGAGAAAAACGUGCUGCUCAAUUAUUUAAAGAAGUUGCUGAUUCAAGUGAUGAAGUACCUGAUGCACAAUUAAAAUAUGGGUUAUGUCUAUUUCAAGGAACAGGUGUUGAUAGAGAUUUUUCUGAAGCUGCAAAAUAUUUCAAAAAAGCUGCUGAAAAUGGUCUUGCUGUUGGUAUGUAUAAUGUCGGAAAUAUACUUUAUGCCGGUCUUACAGGCGUUAAAGAUGAAGAAUUGGGAAUAAAAUAUAUUAGAGAAGCUGCUCAAAAUAAUCAUUUGGAAGCUAUGGAAUUUUGUAAAAAGAAUAAUAUUCCUAUUGUUUUUGAUUAUAAACAUACAUAA